GAGGCCUGGUAGGCACAGCCGCAGAGGCUCCUUCGGCUCCGUGGACUCGGAGCAGGGGCUCCAACCCGGGUCAGAGUUUAGAGGUCCACGGCCACCCACCCGCGCCCCGUGACCUCCCAGCGCCCUGGCGGACGAAAUGGCCAUUAAGAAGUAGAUGCCCAGAUACAAAGGUGAUGAAACAGUCCAUUUGUCAUAAAGUAAGAUGCAUCUGUGGCCUUUCAACCAUAUUAGAACAAAAUUGUAUCUGUUUUCCUCAGAAGAGAAUUCCACAAGUGCUCACAUGGUCUUCUGAAGAAGCCAUGGGUAGCUGUUGUAGCUGUCCAGAUAAAGACACUGUCCCAGAUAACCAUCGGAAUAAGUUUAAGGUCAUUAAUGUGGAUGAUGAUGGGAAUGAGUUAGGUUCUGGCAUAAUGGAACUUACAGACACAGAAUUGAUUCUAUAUACCCGCAAACGUGAUUCAGUAAAAUGGCACUACCUCUGCCUGAGACGCUAUGGCUAUGACUCCAAUCUCUUUUCUUUUGAAAGUGGCCGAAGGUGUCAAACUGGACAAGGAAUCUUUGCCUUUAAGUGUGCCCGUGCAGAAGAAUUAUUUAACAUGUUGCAAGAGAUUAUGCAAAACAAUAGUAUAAAUGUGGUAGAAGAGCCAGUUGUAGAAAGGAAUAAUCAUCAGACAGAAUUGGAAGUACCCAGAACACCUCGAACACCUACAACUCCAGGGUUUGCUGCUCAGAACUUACCUAAUGGAUAUCCCCGAUAUCCUUCAUUUGGAGAUGCUUCAUCUCAUCCUUCAAGCAGACAUCCUUCUGUAGGAAGUGCUCGCUUACCUUCAGUUGGUGAAGAAUCUACACAUCCUUUGCUUGUGGCUGAGGAACAAAUACAUACCUACGUCAACACUACAGGUGUGCAAGAAGAACGGAAAAAUCGCACAAGUGUGCAUGUCCCAUUGGAGGCAAGAGUUUCUAAUGCUGAAUGCAACACACCAAAAGAAGAACCAAGUAGUAUUGAAGACAGGGACCCUCAGAUUCUUCUGGAACCUGAAGGAGUCAAAUUUGUUUUAGGACCAACCCCUGUUCAGAAGCAAUUAAUGGAAAAGGAGAAACUGGAGCAACUUGGAAGAGAUCAAGUUAGUGUAAGUGGUGCGAAUAACACAGAAUGGGACACUGGCUAUGACAGUGAUGAACGAAGAGAUGCACCCUCUGUUAACAAACUGGUAUAUGAAAAUAUAAAUGGGCUAUCUAUCCCUAGUGCCUCAGGGGUCAGGAGAGGUCGUCUGACAUCUACCAGUACCUCGGAUACCCAGAAUAUCAACAACUCAGCUCAGAGAAGAACUGCAUUAUUAAACUAUGAAAAUUUACCAUCUUUGCCUCCAGUUUGGGAAGCCCGCAAGCUAAGUAGGGAUGAAGAUGACAACUUAGGACCAAAGACCCCAUCUCUAAAUGGCUACCAUAAUAAUCUAGAUCCAAUGCAUAACUAUGUAAAUACAGAGAAUGUAACAGUGCCGGCAAGUGCUCACAAAAUAGAAUAUUCAAGGCGUCGGGACUGUACACCAACAGUCUUUAACUUUGAUAUCAGACGCCCAAGUUUAGAACACAGGCAGCUCAAUUACAUACAGGUUGACUUGGAAGGUGGCAGUGACUCUGACAACCCUCAGACUCCAAAAACACCUACUACUCCCCUUCCACAAACCCCUACCAGGCGCACAGAGUUGUAUGCUGUGAUAGACAUCGAGAGAACUGCUGCUAUGUCAAAUUUGCAGAAAGCACUGCCACGAGAUGAUGGUACAUCUAGGAAAACUAGACAUAAUAGUACUGAUCUGCCCAUGUGAGCCUGGAAAGCAUUAUGUUGUUUGCACCUUUGUGAAGUUUUUUAAAAUGAAGAUGCAAGUGCUUCAUUUUCAUUUCUACACUAACUCCUUUUAUAGACUGAUAAAAAAUUUUUCUGAAUAUUUCAUGCGCAUCUUUAACUAAAGGGAAUUAAUGUAGAGCAGGUACUCCUUAAAGAAGACUAAUUUCAUUAUAUACUACUCAUUAUUGUAUAGCAGCAUUCCCAUUUUCACAGUGCCUAUUUAAAAUGAGAGUUGAAAUGAAUGACAUGCUGGUUGAUUUUUAUUCAACAUUCUGGACUUAUGUGUAUCUUUCAUGUCUAAGUCGUGGUUGGCAUUUAAAACUUUUUAUAAAGCCUCUUGAUAAUGUGCAUUGCUAACACAUAACUCUAGGGCUUUGAAAGUAAUAUUUGCAGAUUCACUUCACAGUGUGUGGCCUCCAGCAUGUUAACCUGAGGAAUCCUUUAUUUCACUAGUUAAAGGCUUUUUGACUUGAGCCAAAACAUAUGAAAAGGAAACAGAAAUACCACACCUCCUUUGAUAGCAGUCAGCUCCUUUGCCUUCAGUGUUACUAGAAAGAGUCUGUGUCAUGAAUAUAGUUUGCUGUUGGUGUGUGCUGAAAGACAGGCAGGAGAUAAGAUUUUCUGUUUACUCAUCUCAUGAUGUGAUUUGAAGGGCAUGUUUGGGUAUCUUACUCAGAAACAAGUAGGCUUAAGAAUCAGUCUCAGGUCACUUUACCCAAAAACAUUUUUUGAAAAUCUGAACCAAGAUCUGUUGAAUUUUCUCUCCUAUAGCUUAUUGGUGACACAUUGUUUUCUGGAGGCUUUUGUGUCAUUUGGUUCCCAUUUAACUUCAAUUUCUUAGUGUUUGGGAUGUCAUAUUUUGUUGUUUAAUGUCUUUAUCAAUUUAAAAUGUUUGAGUUUGUAUAUAGUUUUGAAAUUGGAUUCUGUGUUCAUUGUUUCUUAGUUUGCAUUUUUGUCAACUUAUGGUUUUGAAGGUUCAUUUGGAACUUACUGUUAUUCUAUAACAGAGUUGUCCUUGUCCAGUAUUUAUUUAUAUGCUAUUUACUUUUUAAGUUGAAAAAACCAUUUUCUCAAUUUUAAAUUUCUCUUCUGUCUAUAUGCGAUAUCUUUAGCAGCUGAGAAAAAAAGAAAAAUCCUUUCAACAUGCAAAGUUCCCUAAAGGUACUGUGUUUUCUCUGUAGACACUCUCCUCAGCACUUUAGCAGGGAUUCCCUCAGCUACAUUGCUGCAGUUGUACUCUUGCUCACUCUGCUGUUCCUUGGCUCUGCUGUCCUUUCACUUGUAGUCAGAUUUCUGAUUAUCCCUCGAUUUCAGUGGAAUGUUAAUAUUGUUGCCAGCAUAGCAGGUACAGUGGAAGUCUUGUAGUAAUGAGAUUGUGUCAUAAUUUAGAGUUUAAAAUGAACGGAAGUUUAUAUAUACUGAGGAGAGUUCAGAAGUCAAACUAUUGGAAAAUCAAUGUUCCAUAUUCCAAAACACUAGAAAAUACAAGAGAAGAUUGAGUAGAAAGAAGGUUGGGUAACCUUGCAAAAUAUUUUAUUGUUUUUCUCUAAAUAUGAGGAAGUUUGAGAUUGUGGUCUGGAUCUACCAGAUGUAACUAAGGUUAAUUUAGUAAGAAAACAUUUCAGUUAUAUAACAUCCAAUUUAUCCAAUAAAUAACCUAGUGAUAGAAGAAUGAAUGGAUUAGCAGAACAAUAGAGUGGGACCAUUAUUUAAAAAAAAUACUACAGGUAUCUUUUUCGUCAUUUUCAGUGCCAUUAUUUUAUUAGCAUAGCAAGAAUUUUGUCAUCCCCCCCCCACCGUGAACUUGGUGCUUAUUAAAAGGUUCAUUGUUCUCUUAAAAAGAGCAGUGGUGUAGAUGUUCAGUUUUCCUGAUUCCAUUUUUAAUAUGUUGUUCCAUUUUUAUCCUUUCUUCUGAGUAGAUUGCUAAUUGUGCCAAAUUUAUGUACUGGUUUUUUGUAAUAUGGAAGAAGAAUUAUUAUGGAACCAAUGCACAUGGUUUUCUCUGAAACAAGCAGUCAAGGCAGAAUAUAAAUCUCCAAAUGAAAGGGCUGAUCUGUUUAUUCAUUUUGGAGGUUGGUUACUUUAUUUUUUCCCUCAUCUUUUUUACUUUUUCCUCCAGAUUCUAAUUUAGUUUUUAUAUUUUUUUAGGUAACUAAGAUAAUCAGUACAAUUUAUGCUUUAAAUGCUGUGUGCUUUAAAAAUGAAAAUGGGACCAAUUUGUCUGCUAAGAAGUUGAUUUUAAGGUACUAUAAGAAUAUUAGGAAGAGAUAUACAACUGGUGUUAAUUCUGGAUGUCUUCUGGAAGUCACCUGUAAUCCUAUUUAAUGAAAAGUAAGUUAGAAUACUACUUGUCCUUCACAGUAGUCUAGUAAUGGGUAGUAAGCCCUGUCCUGGAAGAAUGUACCUAUUACCAGGUGCAUUUUAGAUUGCAAUAUUUUACUGGCAUAUAAUUGUGGCCAUAUGUCUCUGAUUUUCUGAGACUAAUCUAAUUUUAGAUAUAUGGUUUUGUUCAUUGAACAUGUGAUUCUACUUUUUGGCUUUGGAAAUAUAAUCAUUGUUCAUUUGGGUUUCCCAGUAGAACCCUCUUUUAUCCAUAUUGAUCAUAACAACAUUUAUCCCAGACCAGGGUUGGAAGCUGAUAUGGGUAUUACCUAUGUUUUUCUUAGUGUUUUAUUUCACAGUUUGAUUUUCCUUUUAAAAAUGAAAAUACGGUGCCUUCCCUCUCUCCAGGAAGAUUGGCAAAAAGUUCCUUUUAUUGACUGCUGCUGUGGAGUGAUGAGAUACGCACUUUACUCUUGAAGACUCAGUAAAAAGCUUUUCACUUCUCAGUAUAUCCAGAAUAGAUCGCAUGUGGGACUUAAAAAAAUUUGCCAAGCAGUUUUUGUUUUUAUAGAUAUUAAUGUUGACCCUCCCUGCCCCCAGUUCAAUGUUAUUAGAAUAAGUCAAACUGAUGUUUAUCUUCCUACCCACUUCCCAAACUUUGUGGCACAGUAUAUAAAAAUGUACCUCAGUAAUGUUCUGUUAAAAAUGGGACAGGGGCCUUAUGUUUUCAUAAUUUACAACAAUGUGCCAUCAGGUGUUUGCCUCAAGUUAAAGAUUUUUAACAAACUGACAAGUGCUUCCCAGUUUCCCCCUGUGCUGUUCCUAACCCAUAAUGCCUAAGUGUUUUGUGCAAUGUGUAGUGUGUGUAUAAAUACAUAUAUUUGGGAAAUAGACAUACCAUCAAAGGCAUCAUUCAGAAGUAACUGAUGUAUUGGCAUCUCAUUCAUAUUUCUGAUGUGUGAGGUAUGUGGUACUAAUUACCUUUUCCUUGAUGUUUGCCAAAUUUGAAUAAAGGCAUUGGUACGAAAUUACAGAAUGUAUAGAAAAUGUUUUUGGCUUGAAAAAUUAACAAAUAUUUUAUGACAUACCACAAUAUACUCUGCCCAAACCAGCACCCUAUCUAUCUUUUCCCUGUUCUUUACAUCUCUGUUCCCCAUCCUUACUUCCUCAUUUUUUGGGGGUAUAACAUUUCUUUUGUAGCAUCAUUAUAGUUGCAAUUUAUGACAAUUGGGCGAUAUAGCAUGGAAACAGACUGGUAUCAAUAGUACAGUAGUCACCAGUGUGCCACAUUUGCAUUAGUAAAUGCAAAAUAUACGUUUUAUAAAGGACAAACUUUGUGUUAUGUUUUUAUUUGCAUUGUAUAAUAUUGUAAGAUUAUUGUAUGUCCUAAUUUGCAUAAUAAAUGUUUUUUUCCUACAUAAAGGCAUAAAUAUAGCAACUUUGUAUAAAGGUAGCUUAUUAGAUUUUUAAUUUUUUCUUUUAUAAAAAUUGUCUAACAGUGGGACUACCAUUGCCAAAUUGUAUAUGAAAUAUGAAUUUUACCCCCAUAAUUAAUUUCUUUUAAAAACAUUCCAUAUUUCUCUAAUAAAAGACAUAAGUGAUACUGUACUAUGCACAAAUUGUAUUUUAAUGCUGUUUCAUAUCAGCAUUUAAAAUUUUGGUUUGCAUUUUUAAUCUUGGCAAAACUUAACCACUGUUAAUUUAAAUAAAACUUUGUUGUAUAUGUAACAUCAUUUGCCCUCUGUCCCUUCCCACCCUUUGUUCUCUAUUUCUCCCUAUCAGUGCCAACUUCAUACAUUUUGUAGCAUGGCAAUAAAAUACAACUUUUACACUGAGGCCGAGUGUGGCUUUUUGGAGGAAGUGGGGUUGGGAGGAUUGCCCUCUAGUUGUUCUUUGCAUAUAACUUUUUGCUAUAUAAGCCAUGUUAUCAGACAUGAGAAGUUAUAUAUGAUGUAAACAUGCUUUUAAGGACAAGUGUGAAUGUGCUUUUAAGAUUAAUUUUUGUCAUAACAAAUAACUAAUUUUUUUAUCUUUGGAAAAGUCAGAUUCUUGAAGUACAAUCAAACCUUUAUUAACUGGAGUACUUAAAGAAUAAGCUAAUAAUUGAAUUUUGUUCAACAAGGGCUAAGCAACACAUUUUUAAAAUCCUUAUUUAUUGUAGAGUACUAGAAGACUUUACUGUUCUAAAAAUUAUAAUAUGUAAAAUGUGGUUUAAUCUUAGAUGAUGUAGCAUCUUGCAAUGCCUUACUGUUGUCAUUCUGGCAUAAAUAUCCACAAUGAGGUACUCAAGUUGAUACUGGAAGCUGAGCUGACUAUACACUGACCUUAAGCAUUCAUGAAAACUGCUUUGUUGAAUAAAAUCUGAUCUGAGUUCUUAUGGUCACUUUCCCCUUCUUGCCAAAAGUAGAUUGCAAUAAAACCCAAUAAAAGUUUAGUUGGAUACCUA
Molecule: messenger RNA, 6614 nt
Organism: Marmota flaviventris (yellow-bellied marmot)
Lineage: Eukaryota; Metazoa; Chordata; Mammalia; Rodentia; Sciuridae
Gene: Frs2
Product: fibroblast growth factor receptor substrate 2
Biological process (GO): fibroblast growth factor receptor signaling pathway
Cellular component (GO): cytoplasm; cell-cell junction
Molecular function (GO): transmembrane receptor protein tyrosine kinase adaptor activity; fibroblast growth factor receptor binding
Source: RefSeq, a predicted model, not a curated record